Molecule: messenger RNA, 1150 nt
Organism: Gambusia affinis (western mosquitofish)
Lineage: Eukaryota; Metazoa; Chordata; Actinopteri; Cyprinodontiformes; Poeciliidae
Exons: 3
Coding region: 209-1084 (291 amino acids)
Source: RefSeq, a predicted model, not a curated record
CUACAAUGGAGCGCAGGGCGCUGAAUUCUGUCUGGAGCUGCUUGUCGUCCACCGACCAGAAGCGGUGAAAGAGGAGGUUCCUCUGAUACCUGUUGGACCAGGAACCAACCAACGACUGAGAUUGGUUCUCCUCACCUUCCCUUGUUUCACUGCGUGGGACGCCACGUCACGGCUGCCCGUCUCCAGGCCCCGCUGACUAGAAGUAAAAAUGAGCGACGCAGCGUCAGAGACGGUUCCAGAAGCGGGUACUUCGAAGGUUGAACAACAGGGCGGCGCCGCUGGGGAAGAGGAGCACGUCUCCUCCGACAAUUUGCAGGAGGAAGGUGCGGAAGUGAGCGGCGUAAUGGAAAAAGAGGCAGAAACGAAGAUGAUGUCUAUUUUCGAGCAGGUGCGUAACCAGAUCAGAUCGCAGAGGGGGUUGAAAGCCCCAAAGAGCAGCCUACUGGAGCUGGUGUCAAAAAUCAAAGACAUAGAAACGGCGACUGAGCAGACAAACGGCCAGUCUGGUGGCAAUGGUGUUGAUGCGGAGGAAGAAAAAGAAGCUGAAGUCGUAAAAAUUGACUGCAAAGAGGAAAUCGAUUUGGAGAUGUUGAGUAAAAUGUUUGAGGGAAAGCUGGAAGCUAGUAAGAAGCUGCUAAGAGAUGAGUUCAAAGUUCAGAUAUCUGCAGUGCGUAAUGAAAUGCAGGCCUACACGGAUCGGACCCUGAAAGACCUGGAGUGUAAGAUGACAAGCGGUCCACCUGGCGGUCUCCAGCCGACGUGCUCCAAACUGCAGCAAGAGGGCGCUGACGCCGGGACAAAACGGAGGGCCUCUGCAGCGCCGUCGCUGGCUUCCAGGCGAGGAAAGGUGCUGACCAGGACCCUGACCACCUCCCUCCUUCCCAAGACAUCUGCUCCCAUCAUCAGUGGCUCACACGGCAAAUCAAAAAGCUCCCAAAAGGGUCAAAGUUCACUGGUGAGAGAUCAGGUGCAGUCGCUGUCAGGGAACAAGUCCUACCAGGGCCGCAGUCCUCUGCCCCCGGCUCAGCCGCUCCUGCAUCAGCGCAGGAAGUCCGUCCAGGUGAAAUGUAAGACAGGAAACUGACUUUGCUUGGGAGACAACUCUACUCCUCACGAGACACGAGGAGAGACGCACACAAAUCAAGGCUGA